UUCACUUUUACUUUACUGUCCGUGCUGAAACGCGAGAGCAAAGAGGAGCUGCGGAAGUUUUCUUUCAUUUCAUCUCAGCAAAACAGAUAGAAAGGCAUCAUUCAACGAUGAGAUUUCAUGGUAGGUUUGUUAUUUCCCGUUAUCUUUCCCGCAUGCCAAAGCAAUUCGAAUCAAAGUCCGAAUUCACUCUUCCGAAUUUCCUGCAUCCAACUCCAUUCUUCCUUCGUUCUUAUUCUACCGAAGUGCAACCUCAACUGUCCCCGGAGAUCUUGAACAUAAUGGAACAAAGACUCUCCGCUAUUGAGUACAGGACUGCUUGUCUUAACAAUUUUCUAAAUCAGCCAGAAGCAUCACCAUCAGAGUAUGCAAGAGCUAACAAAGAACUUCGGAAGCUAAGUGGUUCUAUGGACCUUAUUAAUGAAUUGAGGGCCAAACAGAAGGAAAUUGAUGGUUUGAAGUCUCUAAUGACCGAAUGUUCUGAGGAUAGGGACAUGCUUAGUAUGGCUACAGAGGAAAUGGGCCAGGCCAUAGAGGAAGAAAGAAGACUGCAAAAUUUGCUGCUGAAGUCCUUACUUCCUAGGGACGAUGCUGAUGAAAGGGAUUGCAUUUUGGAGGUGCGAGCAGGCACUGGUGGAGAGGAAGCUUCCUUGUUUGCAAUGGAUAUCUUUAGAAUGUAUGAGAAGUAUGCUCUCAAGAAAGGCUGGAAGUUUGACGUAGUAGAUAUAUCUCAAUCUAGUUUUAAAGGAUACAAGGAGGCUAGUGCAGCGAUUGCAGGAGUCGGUGCUUUUGGGAAACUAAAAUUUGAGAGUGGGAUUCAUAGAGUCCAGCGAGUUCCUGUGACAGAAAAGUUGGGACGUAUUCAUACCAGUGCUGUUUCUGUUGCAAUCCUUCCUCAGGCUGAUGAGGUGGAUGUUCAAUUGAAGAAUGAAGACUUAAGAAUCGAUACCUAUAGAUCUGGGGGUGCAGGUGGUCAGCAUGCAAAUACAACCAACAGUGCUGUUAGAGUGACUCACAUUCCAACAGGGAUUACGAUUGCUAUACAAGAUGAGCGCUCUCAAAUAUAUAACAAGGCCAAAGCUCUUAAAUUACUGUGUGCAAAACUAUAUGAAAUGGAAAGGCUCAGACUUCAUAAUAGUCAAUCAAAGCUUCGAUCAGAGCAGAUUGGUAGUGGGGAUAGAUCUGAACGCAUCAGAACAUACAAUUUUCCUCAGGGUCGUGUAACUGAUCAUAGAGUUGGUAUCACUUAUCACUCUGUAGAGGAUGUGAUGCAAGGUGAAAAUCUUGAUGUCUUCAUUGAUGCUCUUCUAUUGCAAGAAGAACUGGAUGCAAUUGCGGCUUUUAGUUCUUCCCAGUAAAAUCAGUGGUUCAACUUUUCCUGAUUAUAAUAAUGUGUUAUUGGUGUAAUUUACUUUUGAGAAGAUAAUGUUUCAUAUUUUGCUUAUGUUGCAAGGCAGAGGAAGAAGUUGAGAUAACAUAUCACCGAGUGAUGUGUUGUACGAUUAUGUUAGUUAUUUGAUUAGCAUGUUUACUUGUGUUUCAAUAUUAUGGCAAAAACCCGCCCAAUUUUAAUUCAGCUUAACUUA
Messenger RNA from Cajanus cajan (pigeon pea), 1583 nucleotides. Its product is annotated as Peptide chain release factor 1. Lineage: Eukaryota; Viridiplantae; Streptophyta; Magnoliopsida; Fabales; Fabaceae. Gene Ontology annotation, biological process: translational termination. Gene Ontology annotation, molecular function: translation release factor activity, codon specific. The record is from RefSeq and is a predicted model, not a curated record.